UUUGAACUGAUUUGAUUUGAAAAAAAUAAAUCGUCUGAAAUAGUCUGAAUCUCUCAAGGGGGACAGAGAUUUCUAGCGGCAUUGGGGCUUUGAGGGAGAAUGCUGCGCAGGACCGUCUCCUUCCCCAUUGAGGCGGGGCGGCUGCAGCAGCUGGGUCUAUUGGAUUGUGCCUCCCACGGUGUGACAUCAUGCUCGGUGCUCGACCUCCAGUCUCUCCACCGAGGUCACCGGGGUUCACGACAAUGGGAGGAUGAGUGGCAGGGCCGGCACCAGGGGCCUGCCGAGGCUGGCCAAUGGGAGGAUGAGCGGCAGGGCCGGUACCAGGGGCCUGCCGAGGCUGGCCAAUGGGAGGAUGAGCGGCAGGGCCGGUACCGUGGUCCUGCCGAGGCUGGCCAAUGGGAGGAUGACGGUGGGUUAGUGGUCACACCUUCUAAUGGUAGUACCAGGGGACCCAGAUGGAGGGAUUUGUAUACCAGCUCAGACCAGCUAAGGUCAGACUCAGUGGAAGAUGAUAGCUAUGAUUAUGAAGAGGGGAAGCAGAAUGAUGAGUCGGUCAGGCUGUACGUGUCAGAGGAAGAGAGGAUCCUCAACUCUGCAGACCUGAGUUCAGAGGAGAGGCGUGAUGUUCUAGCAGAGUUGGUGUAUUCCCGAAGCAGACUGAAGCAAUUGAACUCAGAGCUGCAGAGAACAGUAGAGGUAGCCGAUGACAACAACACACUGCUACGCACCGAGAACACUGCCCUGCGCAACCAAGUCAAAGGGAUGAAGCAGUCGAUCCAUGAUGCAGAGCAGCUGAUGGACGAGCUGGAGGAGAUCCGGAGCCUAUUGGUUGAGAAAGACGAUGCUACGGGCAAUCUGGAGGCCUACAUCAAACAACUGGAGAAAGAGAAGGAGAUUUUGGAGGACCAGAUCGAAACCAUCGGCAGUGAGAUGUCCCGUAUUAUACCAGACAGAGCCACUGACAAGAAGAAGAUCGUUAACCUCAGCCAGGCUCUACAAGCCUUACAGCUUCGACUCGAGGAGAGCAGACUCGCUUUGGAUCACAGGGAUGAGGUCCUACGUAAGAAGGACUUUGUAGUUGAGCAGCUGGGGCAGUCCCUUACAGAGUACUCCUCCAUUGCACAGGAUCUGAAGGAGAAGAUGAAGGAUCUGCAGAGCCAACUGGCAGAGGCCCUAAUUAAUGGAGGAGAGGGGGGUUACAUGGCGUUAGAUGGAACUCUGUCUGCAGCCACUCAGCGCUCCAUCUCUCUAGCAGAGGAACUGGGUCUACUGCCAUGCAUGAUGGAGGACUCCUCUGAUGAGGUGCAGAGGGAGGAGAAGAUAGAGGAGGAGCAGAGAGUGGAGGAGAGGGUAGAAAGACAGGCGGAUGAGAAGAAAGAGGAGGUGGUUAAGGAGGAGAAACAGAUGCUAGAGGAGAAGAGUGGUGUGUGGUCAGAUAUGGUGAGAGGUGUCCGAGCAGCAGGAGGUUUCACCCUGGGUUUCCUGGUUCCUCUGGGUGUCCUGGUCUCCAUGGUCCCCGGCUGCUACGACCACUGUACAGAACUCGGCUUCACCAACACUUUCUGGUCUACAGCCAGAUUCCUCAUACAGCCAUACUGCAAUGUGCACCACAUAGGCCUCCCCCCGCUGUAAUACACACCAGAGGGAGCUGGUGGGGGGAGCUAUAGGAGGCUUAUUGUAAUGGCUGGAAUGGAAUUAUUAUCUACUUCUCAACCUAUACGCAUAUCUACCUACAUAACUACUAACAUUCACACACACACACUUAAACAUGAAUACACACACACACAAUAAUACAACUCAAACCCUGAUAAUCAACUUUUCCAGGCUGCUAUGCUGCUGUCAACUAGGUGAAAGGUGAAAUAAAACUAAAUAAACUGGAAUACGGCAUCAUACAUGGACAACUAGUUGUAAUUUUAAAUGGAAAAGGUAGAGAAGAUUUUACAAUGUGUAUUUGUUUAUUUGUUAUGCACAUUUUAAAUGGACAUUUUAAAGGUUGGACUCAAUGUUGUUAAUGUUUUGUUAUUUUUUGUCUAAUUUCUGUAUAGUGUUCUGUACAGUACAGAAAUUCACUGCCACGUCAUGGUCUACUCUGUCAUUUAAUUAUUUUAUUCGUAACAUUCUUGAUUUCCCUGGUUUGAAUUCCCAAUAUUAUUUACAUUUAAAUAAAGAGACUUGU
Messenger RNA from Oncorhynchus nerka (sockeye salmon), 2176 nucleotides. RefSeq lists its product as uncharacterized. Gene Ontology annotation, biological process: homologous chromosome pairing at meiosis; chromosome localization to nuclear envelope involved in homologous chromosome segregation; spindle assembly. The record is from RefSeq and is a predicted model, not a curated record. Gene Ontology annotation, cellular component: meiotic spindle pole; lateral element; chromosome, telomeric region. Lineage: Eukaryota; Metazoa; Chordata; Actinopteri; Salmoniformes; Salmonidae. Bases 100 to 1632 code for a protein of 510 amino acids. The transcript has 14 exons. Gene Ontology annotation, molecular function: dynein complex binding.